Microcebus murinus (gray mouse lemur) is the source of this 5226-nucleotide messenger RNA. RefSeq names its product SLIT and NTRK like family member 5 (gene SLITRK5). Gene Ontology annotation, biological process: axonogenesis; positive regulation of synapse assembly. Gene Ontology annotation, molecular function: protein binding. The record is from RefSeq and is a predicted model, not a curated record. Lineage: Eukaryota; Metazoa; Chordata; Mammalia; Primates; Cheirogaleidae.
CCUCCCUUUCCCAGUCCGAAGAUUGCACCGUCCCACGCUUGUAUUACGCACGAGGUCCAAGACUCCUCCGUCUCCCACGGCUGUGAACAUCCAAGGGGGGCUCCGGUUGCGCCGCCCUAGCCAAGGGACAUCUUCGCCCUCGGCUGCCAUCUAUCGGCCACCGGGCGCCCGCUUCGCCCCGGGCCCAUCAUGUCUGCUGCAGCUUGGCUCGCACCAGCGGCGCGACAAUAAACAAGUGCCCCGGACCGGGCCCUGCACCCGCUCCGGAGCAGACGCCCUAGAGACCCGGGUGAUGCUUACCGCGUCGCCACCUCCUCUGCGCCGGGGAGGAAGACGCGACUUUCUCUGAGUUUUUUUUUUUUUUUUUUUUUGAGCCACCGGGCUGCCAGGACACGCCACAGGCGUAGAACGCUGUUCCUACCCCCCAGACUCCCCAAAGGAUGUCGGAGAUAGAGAGUUCCAAAUAAUGACGAUCGUGCGCCGCAUCUGGGGAAGGGAUAGAGAAAAAACCCUGCAAAGACCGUGAGGGAGGAAACGGCCAGAAGGACGCGAGAGCCUUUCAAAUACUAAUUAGGGGCCGCGGCGGCGGCGGGCUCGGCGCGGGGACAGCGGUGGCGGGAUCCCGGCGCGGUGGUCGCCGCCGCACUGGGGGCGAAGACAGUGCAGGAGCUGCAGCCGCCGCCGCCGUAGCAGUCGAGGGGCCGGUGCCACCUCCGCUCGCCCCCUCACUACCAUGUACAGUGUGCGCUGCAAGAAGAAGGCGGGAGAUCCAUGCACACCCACGCGACCCGCUUCCUCCGGCUCGUCCCCGGGCGUGCGCCACUGACCAGGGGGGAAUGUGGUGAAGACGGCGAGGAGGAGAGCCGAGGGGGGAGGGGAGGGCCGGCCGGCCCGCACGAACCCAGGCCCGAGGGCGCGGGGAGCCGGAGGUGGCUGGAGGGGGCGGCGGCCACAGCUGGGUCGGAGAAAGUUGCCCCCUGUGCAGAUGGGAACUGAGGUAAAAUGCACACUUGCUGUCCCCCAGUAACUUUGGAACAGGACCUUCACAGAAAAAUGCAUAGCUGGAUGCUGCAGACUCUAGCAUUUGCUGUAACAUCUCUCGUCCUUUCCUGUGCAGAAACCAUCGAUUAUUAUGGGGAAAUCUGUGACAAUGCAUGUCCUUGUGAGGAAAAGGACGGCAUUUUAACUGUGAGCUGUGAGAACCGUGGGAUCAUCAGUCUCUCUGAAAUUAGCCCUCCUCGUUUUCCAAUCUACCACCUCUUGUUGUCUGGAAACCUUCUGAGCCGUCUCUAUCCCAAUGAGUUUGUCAAUUACACUGGGGCUUCAAUUUUGCAUCUGGGUAGCAAUGUUAUCCAGGACAUUGAGACUGGGGCUUUCCAUGGACUACGGGGUUUGAGGAGAUUGCAUCUGAACAAUAAUAAACUGGAACUUCUGCGAGAUGAUACCUUCCUUGGCUUGGAGAACCUGGAGUACCUACAGGUCGAUUACAAUUACAUCAGCGUCAUUGAACCCAAUGCUUUUGGGAAACUGCAUUUGUUGCAGGUGCUUAUUCUCAAUGACAAUCUCUUGUCCAGUUUACCCAACAAUCUUUUCCGUUUUGUGCCCUUAACGCACUUGGACCUCCGGGGGAACCGGCUGAAACUUCUGCCCUAUGUGGGGCUGUUGCAGCACAUGGAUAAAGUUGUGGAGUUGCAGCUGGAGGAAAACCCCUGGAAUUGUUCCUGUGAGCUGAUCUCUCUCAAGGACUGGUUGGAUAGCAUCUCCUACUCUGCCCUGGUGGGGGAUGUGGUUUGUGAAACGCCCUUCCGCUUACACGGCAGGGACUUAGAUGAGAUAUCCAAGCAGGAACUUUGCCCAAGGAAACUUAUUUCUGACUAUGAGAUGAGGCCCCAGACGCCUUUGAGCACCACGGGGUAUUCCCACACCACCCCGGCCUCAGUGAACUCCGUGGCUACUUCUUCCUCUGCUGUUUACAAACCCCCUUUGAAGCUCCCUAAGGGGACUCGCCAACCCAACAAGCCCAGGGUGCGCCCCACCUCUCGGCAGCCCUCCAAGGACUUGGGCUACAGCAACUAUGGCCCCAGCAUCGCCUACCAGACCAAAUCCCCGGUGCCUUUGGAGUGUCCCACCGCGUGCACUUGCAACCUGCAGAUCUCUGAUCUGGGCCUCAACGUAAACUGCCAGGAGCGAAAGAUUGAGAGCAUCGCUGAGCUGCAGCCUAAGCCCUACAAUCCCAAGAAAAUGUAUCUGACGGAGAACUACAUUGCUGUCGUCCGCAGGACAGACUUCCUGGAGGCCACAGGGCUGGACCUCCUGCACCUGGGGAACAACCGUAUCUCCAUGAUCCAGGACGGCGCUUUUGGGGAUCUCACCAACCUGAGGCGCCUCUACCUGAAUGGCAAUAGGAUCGAGAGGCUGAGCCCAGAGUUAUUCUAUGGCCUUCAGAGCCUGCAGUAUCUCUUCCUCCAGUACAAUCUCAUACGGGAGAUUCAGUCUGGGACUUUCGACCCUGUCCCAAACCUCCAGCUGCUAUUCUUGAAUAACAACCUCCUGCAGGCCAUGCCCUCAGGUGUUUUCUCUGGCCUGACCCUUCUCAGGCUAAACCUGAGGAGUAACCACUUUGCCUCCUUGCCGGUGAGUGGAGUUUUGGACCAGCUGAAGUCGCUCAUCCAAAUCGACCUGCAUGACAACCCUUGGGAUUGUACCUGCGACGUGGUGGGCAUGAAGCUGUGGGUUGAGCAACUCAAAGUGGGCGUCCUGGUGGACGAGGUGAUCUGCAAGGCGCCGAAGAAAUUCGCUGAGACCGACAUGCGCUCCAUCAAGUCCGAGCUGCUGUGCCCAGACUAUUCGGAUGUGGUGGUUCCCACGCCCACGCCCUCCUCCAUCCAGGUUCCUGCGAGGACCAGCGCUGUGACUCCUGCCGUCAGGUUGAACAGCACCGGGGCUCCUGCGGGUUUGGGGGCAGGCGGAGGCGCGUCGUCGGUGCCCUUGUCGGUGUUAAUCCUCAGCCUACUGCUGGUUUUUAUCAUGUCCGUCUUCGUGGCCGCUGGGCUCUUCGUGCUGGUCAUGAAGCGCAGGAAGAAGAACCAGAGCGACCACACCAGCGCCAACAACUCGGACGUGAGCUCCUUCAACAUGCAGUACAGCGUGUACGGCGGCGGCGGCGGCGGCGGAGCAGGCGGCCACCCGCACGCGCACGUGCACCACCGCGGGCCCGCGCUGCCCAAGGUGAAGACGCCGGCGGGCCACGUAUACGAGUACAUCCCCCAUCCGCUGGGCCACAUGUGCAAAAACCCCAUCUACCGCUCCCGAGAGGGCAACUCCGUGGAGGAUUACAAAGACCUCCACGAGCUCAAGGUCACCUACAGCAGCAACCACCACCUGCAGCAGCAGCAGCCGCCGCCGCCGCCGCCGCCGCAGCCCCAGCAGCAGCCCCCGCCGCAGCUGCAGCUGCAGCAGGGGGAGGAGGAGAGGCGGGAAAGCCACCACUUGCGCAGCCCCGCCUACAGCGUCAGCACCAUCGAGCCCCGGGAGGACCUGCUGUCGCCGGUGCAGGACGCCGACCGAUUUUACAGGGGCAUUUUAGAACCAGACAAACACUGCUCCACCACCCCGGCCGGCAGUAGUCUCCCGGAAUAUCCCAAAUUCCCGUGCAGCCCCGCUGCUUACACUUUCUCCCCCAACUAUGACCUGAGGCGCCCCCAUCAGUAUUUGCACCCGGGGGCAGGGGACAGCAGGCUGCGGGAACCGGUGCUCUACAGCCCCCCGAGUGCUGUCUUUGUAGAACCCAACCGGAACGAGUAUCUGGAGUUAAAAGCAAAACUAAACGUUGAGCCGGACUACCUCGAAGUGCUGGAAAAACAGACCACAUUUAGCCAGUUCUAAAAGCAAAGAAACUCCCUUGGAGCUUUUGCACUUAAAACAAGCAAGCAAGCAAACACACACGGUGAACACACUUGAUUAAUUGUGUUGUUUCAACGUUUAGGGUGAAGUGCCUUGGCACGGGAUUUCCCAGCUUCGGGCGGAAGAUACGGAAAGGGUGUGCAAUUUCCUUUUAAUUUUACACGUGGGAAACAUUUGCGUAAACUGGGCACAUCACUUUCUCUUCUUGCGUGUGGGGGAGGAGAGGAGAAGGGCUUUACGGAGGGCAGUUUGCUGCGCGGGUGACUUGUUAAAGGUCGCAGUCAUUUUUUGUAGAUGUUGAAAGUGCUAAGAAUGGUGAAAGAUGGCAGCGCAUAGAUUCUAUUCUUCCUUCAUUUUACUCCCUUCCACCUCCCCUUCUCCUUCUUUAAGCCAUGGGUGCGUCUAAAUGGCUUUUGUGGAGAGACUAGCACACCCCAACUUUAAUAGGAAGUUUGUUCUCUUUCACCCUUCCCCUCCCCCUUGGCUUCCCUCCCUUCCUCCCUUCUCAUUCCUUUCCUUUGUUUUUAAAGGAUGUGUUUGUAUGCAUUCUGGACAUUUGAAUUAAAAAAAAAAAAAGUAUUGUGAUCUUGAAAAGGAUCACCAUAGAUGUGGACAAAUCAUUAAAAAUUACAGAGCUAUAUGAUCCAUAAUUGAUUAGUCAAAAUAACUUAUUGAUGAAAUAUACAAAUAUUUUAUUGUAGCACCUAUUUUUAUAUGCACAUUUAGCAUUCCUCUUUCUUCACUAUUUAGCCUAUGAUUUCGCAGAGGUGUCGCACUGUAUUAGGAGCUGCAUUUCCAAAACUGAAGUGAUAUUAGGAAGACAUUUUAAAUCAUUAAAAAUGUGGAGUACUUAAUGGCAAAAUCUUUGUAAGUUGAUGCAACCCACCCAAUUGGAUCUGUAAUUUAAAAAAAAAAAAAGCUGAUAGUAUCCCAAUGUAUAAAAAUAGGGCAAUUAAUUGGGCCAUGUGAGUGAGAAUUGUGUGCAAGUUUUUGGUUUCAUUAGCGAAGAUUUAACAGUAUUUUUAUUAGUGAACCAAAAUUAUAUAUUGAUUUGACUACUAUUGUAGCCAAUUUUCCAUUAUUAAACCAAACCCAGUUGCGUUUGUACAGAUCCACAUGUACUGGCACCUCAGAAGACCAAAUGAUGGACUGAACAAGUCUCUAUACAAUGUCUUUCUUUAUUCCUGUGGGCAGCAAGCAAUGAUGAUAACCACAACCAGGAUCUCUGUAAGAUGGGGCUACUGUUGUUACAGUCUCAUAUGUAUCCCAGCACAUGUAAUUUUUUAAAUAGUUUCUGAAUAAACACUUGAUAACUAUGUCAAA